CCACUUUAAGGCAGGCGCUGCCCGCGGAGGUCUCUCCAGGCUGGAGCACGGGGCGCAGGCAGCAGCCCUGAGCUCUGCAGGGCUCGCAGCCGCUGGCUGCUCUCUACCUAAUGACAUUUGGCUGCUCGGGAGACAUCCGACAGGCGAGCUGAAGGCUUUCUCCUCCUGCGGCAGAGUUGCACCUGGGGCAGGCAGCAGCUGCCCCCAUGGCAGCGGCCGCGGGCUCUGCUGCAGUCAAACCUACCAAGUCCUGCAAGAAGCAUCGCCCGGCAAAGCGGCAGGCUGGCAUCUACACCUACCAGGAGCCCCCCCACAGCAACUCGGAUGAGGACGCUGGUGAAGAAAAGGCUGAGAGCCACGACCCAGAGCAGAUCUUCCAGAACAUCCAGUGCCAGAAGGAGAUAAUGUCCAACAUCCGCUGCCGGCCGUGGCCCAUGAGGCAGAAGCUGAGGGCGCUCAGGCAAGCAAAGGAGAUCGUGCUGAAGUACGAAGGGAGGCUCACCAGAACCAGGGGUUACCAAGCUGCUGGUGCAGAGCUUUGGAGGAAGUUUCUUCGCCUUGCAUAUAACUUUGUGGUCAUCUUUAUUCCCUGGGAAAUGAGAAUAAAGAAAAUUGAGAGUCACUUUGGGUCUGGAGUUGCCUCCUACUUCAUCUUCUUGAGAUGGCUGUUUGGAAUCAACAUUGUGCUGACCAUAAUGACAGGAGCGUUCGUAGUCUUACCCGAGCUGCUGGCCGGAGCCCCGUUUGGCAGCACCCUCAGCAAGACCAUCCCCAAGGAGCACAUUGCAUCUGCUCAAGACCUGGACACCAUCUGGUCACUAGGGGGCUACCUCCAGUACUCUGUUCUCUUCUACGGCUACUACGGGCGCGACAGGAGGAUCGGGAAAGCUGGGUACCGGCUGCCUCUCGCCUACUUCCUUGUCGGAAUGGCAGUGUUUGCUUACAGCUUCAUCAUCCUCUUGAAGAAAAUGGCAAAAAACUCAAGAAUGAGCUUGGCAAGUGCCUCUGAUGAGAAUUACACCUUCUGCUGGAGACUCUUCUGUGCCUGGGACUACUUAAUUGGAAACCCCGAGGCUGCAGAGAGCAAAGCUGCUGCCAUAGUUAACAGCAUUAGGGAAGCUAUACUGGAAGAGCAGGAGAAGAAGAAAAGCAAAAACUUGUAUGUAUAUCAGACCAGAGACCCCUGCCAAAGCACUGCUUCAUUGCAGACAGCAGUGCUAACCUGCUUGUCUCUUUUAGAAACCAUGUUAGAAAAGACCCCUGGUGCCAUAAGCCAACCUACUGUACUAGCUGGGGCUUCUGUUUCUCUUUCCAGGGCAGUGACUAUCAGCUUAAGAAUCAUUGCAAACAUUCUUGUGCUCCUCUCUCUUGCUGGAAGCAUUUACAUCAUAUACUUUGUGGUGGAUCGAUCCCAAAGGUUGGAGCGUGCCAAGAAGGAACUGACUCUCUGGGAAAAGAAUGAGGUCAGUGUGGUGGUGUCCCUGAUCACAAUGAUUGCACCCUCUGCUUUUGAGCUUGUGGCAGCUCUAGAGAUGUAUCACCCAAGGACCACUCUUCGCUUCCAGCUCGCCAGGGUUCUUGUUCUGUACCUGGGAAACCUCUACAGCUUAAUCAUUGCUCUCCUGGACAAGGUGGACAGCAUGAGUGUCACAGACUCUGAUGUUAACAACAAUGCAGGCAAUUCCACCACCUUCUUAGCAACCAAAACUCUUUCUAAAGAAGACAAUUUCUCUACAACUGUUCCUGAUUUACACAUUAAGAGCAAUGGCAUUGUCACGCUGGAAGAGAGUCUCACUCAGGGCUUGACUGUCUCCCACUCGCUGGUUAACAACACAGCUUCCUUUAACCCUCAGAACCCUCAGGAUCAGUGCUGGGAGACAUACGUCGGUCAAGAGAUGCUGAAGCUUUCAAUCAUCGACAUGAUUUUCACAGUGGCAAGCAUCCUGCUGAUUGAUUUCUUCCGUGGGCUGUGUGUCCGGUAUUUGAGUGACUGCUGGUGCUGGGAUCUAGAAAGCAAGUUUCCAGAGUAUGGAGAAUUCAAAAUCGCAGAGAACGUCUUGCAUUUGGUCUACAAUCAGGGGAUGAUCUGGAUGGGAGCUUUCUUUUCACCUUGCCUACCAGCAUUUAACGUCCUCAAGCUGAUUGGCCUGAUGUACCUGAGGAGCUGGGCUGUGCUGACCUGCAAUGUGCCACACCAGCAGGUGUUCAGAGCCUCUCGGUCCAACAACUUCUACCUGGCCAUGCUGCUGUUCAUGCUGUUCCUGUGCAUGCUCCCAACCAUCUUUGCUAUUGCUCGCUACAAGCCAUCUUUAAGCUGUGGUCCCUUCAGUGGACAAGAAAAAAUUUAUGAUAUUGUUUCUGAAACGAUUCAGAAUGAUUUCCCCACGUGGUUCAACACAGUGAUCACCUACAUCAGCAGCCCUGUGGUUGUCCUCCCUGCACUGCUGCUUCUGUUUAUGCUAAUUUAUUACCUACAAAGUAUUGCAAGAUCAUUAAAAUUCACCAACAAUCAACUGAGGAUGAAGAUCCAAACAGAGCGAACUGAAGAUAAGAAGAAGGUGGUGCAGAUGGCAGUAGCCAGAAUCCAAAAUCUGGAUGGGAAUGACAAGAGACCAGAGCAAGAAAAUGAUCUCAUCAGCCAGGAGUCCUCUGCUUGGUCCUCAACGCCCCGAAAAAACGGCAGUGUCUUGAACUUUGAAUCUCCUGUGAGCAAAGGCAUUAGAAUCCAAACCAUUUCCCAGGCUGUGCCCCAGGCUGUGCCCUCAGCUGAUACUGCAAGACCUGCUGAUGUAGCUCCCACAAGCGCUGUAACGCCAGCUGCCUCGGCAGGGAGUGUACAGAAGGCACAAAACGAUCACGUCACGAGCAGGUACUCAAGCGCUGUGCACAGCAGUGCGAGUGAGCUCUGCAGAGCAAAGCCCUACACACCAGUGCCUUCCAAGAAGCACACUGAGGAUGUUCACUCUGAGCCUCUCUUCAGGAGAGGCCUUCGGCAGGUGAGCGCGGAGGCCUUUGGGGCAGGCACACCUCUUUUGGUGGGACGCAGCCCCUGUGCCAGGUAUUUCCUGGUGAAUGAGAAGGAGCCCCGCCGAAAGCCGCUGCGCUCCGCCUCGCGCCUCCAGAGGCACCUCAGGAGGGACAACUCAGGAGACAUCAUUGAGCUGUACCCACAGAGUGUCAGGAGGUAUGUGGUUCGAACGCCACGCCAGGUGUACUCCCCACACCCCAGCGAAGAUGAGGAGGAUGAAGAGGAACUCGGGAGAGAAUUCAUGAGCAGAUCUCUCCGCCCUCGCUCACUGUCUGACCUUCGCCCAGCACCACGAUUUUACAUUGGGGAGCAUGGUGAUAGCCACGUUCUUCUGAGCAAGGACCUAGCCAGGGUGCAUUACAAGUCCUGGAACGAUGGCUUCGAGCUAGAUCUGGACAGGCCUCCGUACGCCUACAAGAAAGUGCACCUGAACUACCCUGAGCCGCCUGUGAAACCAAAAUCAAAGCAGAAGCUGGAGCAGUCUCUAACGGAAUCUGAUUCUGUUUCCAUUGAAUCCAGCAGCGAUCCACAGAACAGCAGCAAUGACCAGUACAUCCAGGUCAUUCAUAGCAAGGACAAGUAUCCCAGAUCUGGGACAAAAUUUGCCAAAAAGAAACCAAAACCCAGUCUCAAUCUCACUAUGUCUGGGCCUAAUGAGCUUGUGUGCUCAAAUGUCUGACCUUGCUGUGCUGCCAGCUAGCUUGUACCUCUCGCUGCCUGCAGCAGCAGCAGCACCUGCAGCCACUCCAGGUGGAAGAUGCACAGCUUGCGUCUGUCUGUUAACCCUGCCUUGCUUUAGUGUCACAGCUGCUAUAUUGUGAAAGUCAGAAGAGAAAAUUAUUUCAAUUACUUGCUGUUCUGCUAUUGGAAACUAAACCUCACCUGCAAAGUAAAGAGCUUUAAUUAAAGCGCUGUAAA
Molecule: messenger RNA, 3946 nt
Organism: Pogoniulus pusillus (Red-fronted tinkerbird)
Lineage: Eukaryota; Metazoa; Chordata; Aves; Piciformes; Lybiidae
Gene: TMC3
Product: transmembrane channel like 3
Exons: 21
Coding region: 207-3707 (1166 amino acids)
Cellular component (GO): plasma membrane
Molecular function (GO): mechanosensitive monoatomic ion channel activity
Source: RefSeq, a predicted model, not a curated record